Messenger RNA from Hydra vulgaris (swiftwater hydra), 2349 nucleotides. RefSeq lists its product as uncharacterized. NCBI's taxonomy places the organism in Eukaryota, Metazoa, Cnidaria, Hydrozoa, Anthoathecata, Hydridae. The record is from RefSeq and is a predicted model, not a curated record.
AAAAUAGUACGUUUGGCCAACUUAAGGCGAACUUUGCCACGUGAGUUUUUUUAAAAAGGCUAACCAUACAGGAGAAAUUCUAUUUUACGCUGUUGUAGUAAGCAAUAUGACUUCAGUUAUUGAAAUUGAUAAUGUUAGUAAUAAUGACACUGAACUUGGUGGUGAGUUUUUGCCCUGGAAUGGUUUAGAGUCAUUUUUUGUAUUCAACAAAGCAAAUGGUAACAAUAUAAAUGCAAAAUGCGUUUUGUGUGGCCCUUCGGGAAAAUGUAUAAGUACAGCUAAAAAUACAUCAUCUAAUCUAAAACGGCAUGUUAAGAGAGUUCAUCCAUAUAAAAUGGCUGCUUUUGAAAAAGCUAUAAAAGAAGGUAAAAAAAAUGCUUCAGUUAAAAAAGAAAAAUGGGGUUCAUUGGAGAAUGCGAAGAAGGAUGCGGUGCAAUCAAAUCUUGAGAAAUAUGGAACUGAUAAAGGAUAUGAGAGUUUUAAAAUAAAUCAAAAAGUUUUAGACCAACUUGUUGUAAAUUUUGUUAUUAGUGAAACACAACCUUUAUCAAUAGUUGAUAAACCAUCGUUUGUAAAUUUGGUGAAGUUAGGCCUUCCUAAAAACCUAAAAGUUAUUUGCAGUAAAACUUUAAAAUUACGUAUUAAUAGCCUUUAUUUAUCAAUGGUUGAAAAUAUUACUUCAAUACUUGGAGAUAUUAUGUAUGUUGCAACCACAGCUGACUGUUGGAGUAAAGGUAAAAGAAGUUAUAUUGGGGUUACUUGUCAUUGGAUAGAUCAAAAGACUCUUCAGCGUCAUUCAGUAUCUUUAGCCUGUAGCCGAAUAAAAGGAAGGCAUACAUAUAUUGUUUUGGCUUCUGCUUUGUAUAAGAUUCAUACAUCCUAUAAAAUACAAAACAAGAUUUAUUUGUUCAGUUACCACAACAUUUUAGAUGUGCUAGUCAUACACUAGACUUGAUAGCAAAAGAUGAUGUUGAGAAAAUGGUACAGAAUUCACCUAGUAAUUUUAAGAAACUUUAUAGGAAAGCAAUGGACAAGUGUUCAUCGUUAUGGAGUAAGCAAAAUAUGUCAAAUAGAGUUGCAGAAAAAAUUCACAAUACACUAGAUGUUUAUUUAAAAACUCCUAAUAAAACAAGAUGGAACUGUAUCUAUGACAGCUUGUUACAAAUUAAAAAUAUUUUUUCAGACUCUAAUGGACAUAACAAAAUGAGCAAUAUAAUGGAUUUCUGUGAAAUACAAAGAUUCACAAAUCAAGAAAUUCAAUUAAUUCAAGAAUACUGUGAGGUAAUGACUCCACUUGCCCAUUCUUUAGAUUUUUUACAAGGAGAAGAAUCAAUGUUUAUGGGGUAUUUAUUGCCUACGCUUUACGCUUUAGAUAAAAAGCUAACUACUUUGCAACAGAAAAAUAUGAAUUUUUGUAGUCCGUUUGUCAACGCAGUAAAAUCUUCUGUUCAAACUCGAUUUAGCGCAAUAUGGGAAAAAAGAGGAGCUAAUAUUAGCAUCGUGUUUGUUACCUCGCUUUAAAUUAUUAUGGCUUGAUGGUGUCAAACGUUUCUCAGCGGAAGCUUCGUUAAAAUCUUUAUUUGAAAGUGUGGAUCAUAGGUCUAGUUCAGGCCCUUGUGAAAUGGAAUCUUCUCGUACAACUACAGGUGAAUUUAAAGAAGACUUUUUUUGUUUACCUGUUGAAAGCAACAGAGUUACAAGUUCUGGUAUUGAAGAGUUAGAAUUAUAUUUAAAAUCACAGUCAAGAGAGUUAUCUCUUUUACUAUUAUACCCAUCAGUAUUAAAAGCCUUUUUAGAACUUAACACACCUCUUCCAUCAAGUGCACCUGUUGAGCGACUAUUUUCAACAGGUUCUAAUGUAAUUACUGAAAAAAGAUAUAAAUUGGGGGAUUUAUUAUUUGAAAAAUUAGUUUUGUUAAAACAAAAUAAAGUUGAAGUUUAAAUUUGUUUUCUUAUAUUUUACUGUUUUCUAAUUACAUUUUUCUUAUGCUUUUGAACUGAAAUUAACAUAUAUGCUUACAUAUGCGUAACUAUACGUGCCGAGCCGUUAAAAAUAAAAGUAAAAUUUCAUGCAAGCCGGCAAAAAAACAAGAUACUUAUAAAAAGAUUUUGAAAUAUUAAUAAAAAUAAACCAAUUAUAAUAAGUUUGCUUCCAUUUUGUUGUUAGUGUAAUUCGUAAUAAGUAAUUCAAAAAUUAUAAAAAAAAAAGAACGAACUUGGAACGAAUUCCUUUUUUUGAGGAAUUUGGAAAAAGUUCCUUUUUGAGGUAAGGAACGAGGAUCUGGAACGAGUUCACAUUAUACCAAAUGAACGGGGAACGGAACGAGAUCCUUUUAAAAAGGAACUUUC